CAGUCAACGCUCUGCUCUCAGUACUUCAGCAGGUCUAGCUGAUAUCACUGUGUUUCCCCGAUCAACAGUCGGAUUUUCCAUUUCUUUUGUUUGACUACAUCUGUUUUAAUAGACCUACCUAAGAUGGAUCAUGACCACGGCACGGAUGACACUACCAGCACGGAGAAAUCCUGUCCAAUGAUCAUGGUGUUCCAUGCUGGACACUGCGAACGGAUUUUGUGGCGCGGAUGGGUUGCUUCCACAGUGACAGAGUUCGUCCUUUCCGCCCUUGCCAUCUUCCUGGUGUCCUUUCUAUACGAAGCCCUUAAGUUCCUGCGCCAGCAACUGGCUCGCAGGGAAGCCCGAAAGGAGAUCGAGCGACUGGCAGCAGAGCAGCGCAGAAAGAACGAGGCUCCAGCAGCCGGAGGAUGCUGUUCGGAAACUCCACUGGCAGAGCCCAGAGAACAGAGCUAUUGGCAGCGUCUGUUUGCCUCUUCGCACAUCUUCCAAUCUUUGCUGAACCUCCUGCAGAUCGUCAUCUCCUACCUGCUGAUGCUUAUCUUUAUGACCUUCAACUACUGGCUGUGUCUGGCUGUGAUCCUAGGAUUGGGUCUGGGAUACUUCGUCUUCGGAUGGAACAAGAAGAAUCCCGAUGAGAGCGAGUGCUGUCCUUAGGUUCUGGAUAUCCAACUUGAUGAAUUUUAUAAUAUGCCAUUAUUAAGCCCUUAUCAGUUUUGGCUCACACAUCGAACUGUCCCGUCCCCAAGUAAUUACACAGAUUGUCUAAAAAUACAAUUUUAUUUGAUAGUUACACUUGGUUUAAUUGUAAUUGAUGUAAUCGUAGCAUAAAUUAGUCAACUAGUUUACUUAGUGAGCAUAUUGUACAAAUAGUAGUUAUGAGAACAAGAACCUAUACAACAAGUAUGUAUCUAAAUCGAUUAACGUACCACUCAAUACUUUCCAUUUUACAAUAAAGUUUUAUAUGUAAUUUA
This is a messenger RNA of Drosophila eugracilis, 971 nucleotides long. RefSeq names its product high affinity copper uptake protein 1 (gene Ctr1B). The transcript is spliced from 2 exons. Gene Ontology annotation, molecular function: copper ion transmembrane transporter activity. Gene Ontology annotation, cellular component: membrane. The coding region runs from base 124 to 654 and encodes 176 amino acids. Lineage: Eukaryota; Metazoa; Arthropoda; Insecta; Diptera; Drosophilidae. Gene Ontology annotation, biological process: copper ion transmembrane transport. The record is from RefSeq and is a predicted model, not a curated record.